AAGAUGCAGCCAGGAGACACCAGCUCCCGUCCCUUCAAGCAGAGGAAGAGUCUUGCCACCAGGAUGCACGAGGUGACGACCAUCCGCCUGAAAUACCCCAACAAGCUCCCGGUGGUUGUGGAGCGCUACCAGAAGGAGAAGACCUUGCCCCCCUUGAGCAGGACCAAGUUCCUGGUGUCCCAGGACCUGCCCCUGGCCCAAUUUGCCAUCACCUUGAGGACACGUCUUGGCUUGGCCUCCUCGCAGACCUUCUACCUGCUGGUGAACAACAAAGGGCUGCCCAACAUGGCCAUCACCAUGCAGGAGCUGUACCAGGCCAACAAGGAUGAAGAUGGUUUCCUCUACCUCACCUACGCCUCCCAGGAGAUGUUUGGCAGCUCCAAGGAGGAGGAGCCAGCAGCUGCUUGA
Molecule: messenger RNA, 408 nt
Organism: Merops nubicus (carmine bee-eater)
Lineage: Eukaryota; Metazoa; Chordata; Aves; Coraciiformes; Meropidae
Product: microtubule-associated proteins 1A/1B light chain 3C-like
Exons: 4
Biological process (GO): macroautophagy; cellular response to nitrogen starvation; autophagy of mitochondrion
Cellular component (GO): autophagosome membrane; cytosol; autophagosome
Molecular function (GO): ubiquitin protein ligase binding
Source: RefSeq, a predicted model, not a curated record